Molecule: messenger RNA, 1098 nt
Organism: Saccoglossus kowalevskii
Lineage: Eukaryota; Metazoa; Hemichordata; Enteropneusta; Harrimaniidae
Product: solute carrier family 35 member G1-like
Cellular component (GO): membrane
Source: RefSeq, a predicted model, not a curated record
AUGGAUUUACGCAGUGGUUAUUAUGAUAUGGACAAGUUAGGCAAUGACAUGGGCAAGUUAGGCAAGGACACAAAUCAACUAGAAACUAUGGGUAACGAAGAAGACAAAAACGCGACAUCAACUCAAGACCGAACAAUUAACUCCUGGGUCGGCAUUGCACUAGCUUUUCUGUAUGGUGUAUGCAGUGCUGUUGGUGCUAUGUUUAUUAUAUGGGCACAAAAUGGAGGAGCCUCUCAAUUCCAGAUUGCGUUUAUUACGCAAUUAGUUGUCACUAUAGUCGCUGUCAUAGCGAUUAUCAUUAAGAAAAUUUCCAUUUCCUCCGACAAUUUUUGUGAUACUUUCUUGAUACUGGGUAAUGGGAUGAUACGAGCGUUAGCAGAGAUUGCAAUUUACUACGCCUUGCCAAGAGCGCCUCUAGGAAACAUCAUGGUCAUCGUUUACGGAGGCAUCCCAAUAAUAACUUCGAUUUUUUCAUGGCUGUGUCUUAAAGAAAAAUGCCGCUGCACUGAUAUUAUUGCGUUUUUCCUCGUUGUUCUCGGCGUACUAAUGAUUGCAAGACCGGACUUUUUUCUUCAGCCGCGAAAUCCUGAAUUAGCACGCGAGGAAGACAUCGCUUACAUCUGCGCCGCCAUUGGUUCAAUUGGAUUAGCCACAUCGCUAUUGAUUACCCGCUCCAUUGGGGAGUCUGUACAUCCGAUUACUACUAUGUUUUACUAUGGAAUCAUAUCAGCUCUGUUGAAUGCUAUUAUACUUGUAUUUAUCACGACUUCACAGGAUUGGGACUUGCCUAGUUUUGCAUGGUGGUCCUUGUUAGGUGCUUGUAUCUUCGUAACUCUUUCUGACUGGAGUCUAUUCAGUGCACUACAGCUGGAAACUGCAACAACAGUAGUUCUUAUAGGUGAAGUUCAAAUUUGCAUCACUUAUAUAUUGGAUCUUUUCGUUUUGAAUAAUGUACUAGAUGUGUUGGACUUCGUUGGAGCGGCUCUCGUUCUUGCUGCAUCGCUCAUCGUAGCUAUCGCAUCGUGUUGGUCAAAUAAAACCAAAAAAGAAGACAAUGAACUUCAACAACUUGUAAUCAAAGAUGCCAAACAAAAAUAA